This is a messenger RNA of Phalaenopsis equestris, 1200 nucleotides long. Its product is annotated as WRKY transcription factor WRKY51-like. The record is from RefSeq and is a predicted model, not a curated record. NCBI's taxonomy places the organism in Eukaryota, Viridiplantae, Streptophyta, Magnoliopsida, Asparagales, Orchidaceae. Gene Ontology annotation, biological process: regulation of DNA-templated transcription. Gene Ontology annotation, molecular function: sequence-specific DNA binding; DNA-binding transcription factor activity.
GUCUCUUCUUUAUCUUCUUCCAAGAACUCAAAAAAAGGUUUAUGGUGCGGUAGGGCUAGUGGUGCUUCGGAAGCCAGGAGGGAGCGAGCGAGGGUGAGAUGGCCGUUGAUCUAAUCGGCUACGCGAAGAUGGAAGAUCAGAUCACGAUCCAGGAGGCGGCAGCCGCCGGAAUCCGGAGCAUGGAAAACUUAAUAUUCCACCUCAAUCGCCACCAUCAGAAAUCUAUGUCGUCGUCAGCAACAGCGCCUGCCAUAGAUUGCAGAGAAAUUGCAGAUCAUACCGUCUCGAAGUUCAAGAAGGUGAUCUCCAUCCUAAAUCGUACUGGCCACGCCCGAUUCCGUCGCGGUCCUUCCGGACCAGUUCUUCCGUCCGCCGUAACACCGGCGCCGCAGGUAGCGGUUCCCCCGGCGGCGCCGGCGAUGGUGCCGCCGGUAGUUCCUUUACAGAGCCUGACGCUGGAUUUUACCAAGCCGAGCUCCGUCGGUGGUGGAUCUACUGACCUAGCCAUCGUCGCGGCAUCAUCGGGGAAGUACAUUAAGGAGAGUUUCAGCAUCUCGACACCGAUCUCUUCGGCAAACUCAUCCUUCAUGUCAUCGAUCACUGGUGACGGAAGUGUCUCUAAUGGUCGCCAGGGGGGAACAGCCUCUCUUCUUCUACCUCCAGCCCCGGCCAUCUCUGCAGGCGGCAUCGUUGUCGGCAAACCGCCGCUCGCACGCCGCUAACGGCGGCCGCUGCCACUGUUCCAAGCGCCGAAAGAAUCGCGUGAAGAGGACGAUUCGGGUUCCUGCCAUCAGCUCAAAAAUGGCGGAUAUCCCGCCGGACGAAUACUCAUGGCGAAAGUAUGGUCAGAAGCCGAUCAAGGGCUCUCCAUACCCGAGAGGCUACUACAAGUGCAGCAGCCUGCGUGGUUGUCCGGCCAGGAAGCACGUUGAGCGUGCGCCUGACGAUCCCGCUAUGCUAAUCGUCACCUACGAGGGGGAGCACCGCCACUCCCAGCCGUCCGAUGCAAUCGUGUUCGACUCCCACCGCGAGAUCUGAGCCGCCCGUUUUUCUCCUCCUCUCUCCCCACCGUCCGUUCCGCCUAUGUAGUCUGUUCCCACUUUCCUCUCUCAUACUUUCUUUUAUUUUCUAUUAGGCCUUUUUAUUUACUAGUUUUUAUCAAUUUCCCUCUCCCGAGGGGGCCGAUCUGUAAAAUAGAAA